UUCUCCGUAAGCCGGUCGACGGUGGUGUGGCGUCCCGCUUUAGAAGAGACCGAGUGAGUUUUGAGGGAGGAGGCGUCGGCAUCCCCUGAACCUUUCGAAGGAACACCAGCAAAACGUAAAGCUACGCAAACCGUGUCGUGCCGUGGUGGAGCCGCGCCUUCUAUGUGUCAUCACUUGGCGUGCUUCUUACCCUACAAGGCUCCGCGCCUCAGUGCUUCUUGUUUAUAACACCGUUUCCUAUACAAUCUUUCCCGUUGAACAAACUCCCUGGAAGUAUAAAAGUCUUAAAGUUUGUGUGUUUAACUACGCUGUCAUUAGCGGCACCAGGAUGUUGCUUAAAAAGUGUGACAGCAAGACUUAGUGCAUCAUUGACGUUUAUUGUUAUGUAUGUUCGAACACCGUGUCCGGUUAGGUUGAAAUGUUAGUACGCUCUCAAGAGAGCCUUCAGUUCUGAUCAGAGUCCCGUCGACAAUUAAGGGUAGUUCCCGCGCAACCGUCCAGUAGCAAGUGUCCGUUCGUUCGUGUAGCAUCGUAACUCUCCUCCAAGUAAUGUAGCAGCAUUACUCCUCGCCAAAGCUGUAGAAUAGUCGUAGUUGUGAUCGUAGUUGCCCCCACGGGAAAUUACCAACUAAGUGCAUGUGACUCAAGGACUUUUCAAUCGUCGUAAUCAAGUGACAGUUUCACAACAAUCAUCAGUGCCUCUUGUCAUCUCAAUCAUUUCUGUGGUUAUUGGCUGUUUACUGCCCGCCCACUGUCCCUCGUAACAAAAAUAUACAGUAUUUAUAAGGACUUGGGGUAAGACUGGUUGGUGGUAAUCCUUAUCAUCGACAAGAAAAGCUCAGCUGUAGGUUGGAGGGCUGACAGAAAUGUCGCCGUGACAUGUUACCCUGCAGCCACUUUUGGCGUGACUGCACCCUCUUCGCGGAAGAGUCACGACCGGUCAUUCACCAUCAUCAUCAUCUAGGAUUACAGUUCAAUAAUCCGGGGUAUCGUCUGCUGCCGACGGUAUCACUCAAACCGAACGGUAGCGGCGGAUCGCUCCCCUAUGUUCUAUGGUGGCGAACGCCUGGACCAGUUCACCAGGUCCAAGUGCCAAUCCAGCAGUUCCCCCAGCCUCAAAGUCAGAACCAACAUCAAAAUCAACAUCAACAUCAACAUCAAUCAUCCUAUCAGCAGUUCGGCUCAAUCCCUCCGAACCUGCGACAUUUCCAGACCCAGAACCGAAGACGUCAACUGGCGGGACGUCGUUACCGUGACAGCUCUGACAGUUACGACAGCCAAAAUCUUGUUCUUAGGGCGAGAUCAUCCUUCGCAGCCCGUGGCCUCGAGGGACGCCCGCAAGCUCUACUCCGUGGAAUGGAAACGAGGCUGAGCCGUAUCACGAGCAAAAAUGAAGACACGAGGUACAAAGCAGCUCAUUGCGUGAACGGUGGCGGGAGUCGCCCCGGACCCGGGGGGACCGUUCCGACGAGCGGAGCGACCGGAGGUACCAACGUAAACGGACUGGUGGGAGACCUAGGCGUGUUAGCUCCGCAAAGAGCGAACUACGUCGGAGCGGGUGUCGGGGGAGUUGGUAGCGUUCGUACCGUAGGAAGCGCGGGAAGCCCCAGACGGGGGGCUGCUCAAGAAGGUGGAGUACCUCUGUCUGUUGGACACCAUCACCAGGGUUCCGGGAGAAACUAUCGACACAAACUAUCGGCGGGCUGCGGUGAGGUCCGUCAUUCUCAUCACCAUCAUCGGCACCACCCACACUAUCGCGCCCACCAUAGGGGCAUGACCAUGGGCCAAAAGUUAUCAGGCGGCGUGAAGAGCGUGACGCGGGAAAGUGGAGCCGGUACAGGCGGCGGCGUCGGUAUCGGGGGCGGUGGUGCAGUAGCGUACAAGCCCGUGGUACCACGAGAGAUAGCUCAAGAUUUUUCCCGACCUACUAGACUCGAUGUCUUACUUGAUAUGCCUCCAGCAAGCAAAGACACACAAAUUCAUCAUGGAUGGAACGGAGAGGAUAGAAGUCUCAAUAUAUUUGUCAAAGAUGACGACAAAUUGACGUUCCAUCGACACCCAGUUGCCCAAAGCACAGACUGCAUACGAGGGAAGGUAGGAUACACGAAAGGGAUGCACGUCUGGGAGGUCCACUGGAGUACGAGACAACGAGGCACUCACGCGGUGGUGGGUGUCGCGACUGCCGAUGCGCCGCUACACAGCGUAGGAUACCAGAGCCUAGUCGGCAACAACGCGCUCAGUUGGGGUUGGGACCUCACUAGAAAUAGAUUAUAUCAUGAUUCUAAAAACUCACAGGGUGAAGUAUAUCCCUCGCUGCUCAAGCCCGAUGAAACUUUUGUUGUUCCAGACAAAUUUCUGGUUGUCUUAGACAUGGACGAAGGAACCCUAGCCUUCGUUGUGGACGGUCAGUAUCUAGGAGUAGCAUUUCGUAAUUUAAAGGGUCGCAAGCUCCACCCGAUAGUCUCAGCAGUAUGGGGUCACUGUGAGAUCACAAUGAAGUACAUCGGCGGUCUAGAUCCCGAGCCAUUGCCGCUAAUGGACCUGUGCCGACGAGUGAUCAGGCAGCGUGUGGGCAAGCACCGUCUGGAGAAGAUCCAAGAGCUGAAUCUCCCGCAAGCUAUGAAAACUUAUCUCCUGUACCGCGACAGGAGGUAACCAACAGAAGCAGAAGCAGAUGUUGAUUUAGCCACACGAACCAGCCAAACGAGCCCGUCAUCCAACCGAAUCUCUGGAGCUCUAACGAAACCACCAAAAUCAGAAGCAGAAGCACAAGCAAUUGCCAACGAGCCAGAUAACAAUGUUGUCUUCUCUAAUAAUAAAGAUAAAAAUAAUUUUAUCAUUUCGACUGCUAUCGAACCGCAUCGUUGCAACAAUACCCACCAGGACGCUCCGGGAGAUCCUCCAGGAGUUCCACUGCCCAGCGACCAAGCGUCUCAUAUAUUUAUCCACGGAAUAAAUAAUUAUUACCUAAAACUCUCAAUAGCAGCAGUGCGUCUCUAAUCUCUCAAUUUAUUAAUUAAUUAAAAAAGUAAUAUGUGUAUAAGCUUAUAUUACCAUGUCGUUAACGGUAAACUGGCGAUUAAUAAAUAAAUUAAUUAUAAUAAUAUUAAAUUGUUAGGUAAUUGUUUGUUAU
Molecule: messenger RNA, 3133 nt
Organism: Cotesia glomerata
Lineage: Eukaryota; Metazoa; Arthropoda; Insecta; Hymenoptera; Braconidae
Product: protein gustavus
Exons: 7
Coding region: 880-2655 (591 amino acids)
Biological process (GO): intracellular signal transduction; proteasome-mediated ubiquitin-dependent protein catabolic process
Cellular component (GO): SCF ubiquitin ligase complex
Molecular function (GO): protein binding
Source: RefSeq, a predicted model, not a curated record